This is a messenger RNA of Nasonia vitripennis (jewel wasp), 3305 nucleotides long. RefSeq names its product hepatocyte growth factor-regulated tyrosine kinase substrate (gene Hrs). The transcript has 11 exons. Gene Ontology annotation, molecular function: metal ion binding; phosphatidylinositol binding; ubiquitin binding. NCBI's taxonomy places the organism in Eukaryota, Metazoa, Arthropoda, Insecta, Hymenoptera, Pteromalidae. The record is from RefSeq and is a predicted model, not a curated record. Bases 369 to 3041 code for a protein of 890 amino acids.
UCCUAUCACCAAAAAAAGUCAAGUUUAUUAAGGAUCAUAUUAUUUGUCAUAUCUAUUGUCACAAGAAAUGCAUACCUUUCUCUCUAAUGUGCAGGCUGUGCUGGUAUUAAAGAGACACUGAGAAAAAUAAACUCGGUCGGUACAACUCGCAACGUAAGUACUUAUCGGUCGGUAACACAGCGGUAGCAUCGUCGACUGAUGCAGUUAUGUGUGACGUGCGCCGAGGGAAGUGUCAAGUGACUCACAACAUCGAUCACAACAGCAAUAGGGACUUUGUAAAAACCAGUUUGAUUAACAGAUCGUUAAAAUAAUCAACAUUGGCUGGCCAUUUCGACGCAUUAAUUGAGGCUGGAAAGACACAGCGUAUCAUGAUGCCGCUUAUUGGCCUGAGCAACACUUUCAACAAGCUGCUCGAAAAAGCUACGAGCAACUUGAAUCUCGAGCCCGACUGGCCGACUAUCUUGAGCAUUUGCGACCUUAUACGUCAGGGUGACGUUACGCCGAAGAAUGCAUUGGCUGCCAUAAACAAGAAGAUAACUCAUGAUAAUCCGCACACUGCUGGUUUUGGUUUGUUGGUGCUGGAGUCAUGCGUUAAAAACUGUGGAACACUGAUUCACGAUGAGGUCUGUACCAAGCAGUACAUGGAACAGUUGAAGGAUAUAGCCAAGAAUUCUCAGCAGGAAUCUGUUAGGAAUAAAAUAUUGGAGCUCAUUCAAGCCUGGGCUUAUGCUUUUAGAGAGUCUCAAAAAUACAGAGCUGUGCAGGAUACAAUGAGAAUCAUGAAAGCUGAAAACUUUGAUUUCCCUGUUUUGCAAGAAAGUGAUGCAAUGUUUACAGCAGAUAAUGCACCCGAGUGGGUUGAUGGAGAUAAGUGUCAUCGCUGUAGAGUUGCUUUCAAUACUUUCAACAGAAAGCAUCAUUGCCGAGCUUGUGGACAAGUCUUUUGUAAUCAGUGCUCAGGAAAAUUAUCCACUUUACCGAAAUAUGGAAUCGAGAAAGAAGUUCGUGUGUGUAAUACCUGCUAUGAUCAAGUGAACAAACCCACUGUCACCACAACAAAAGAAACUGAUCUUCCUGCAGAAUACCUAGCUAGCUCUUUAGCUCAACAGCAGCAGGUACGCAGCACAAAUGUACCUCCAAGAAAAACUGAUGAAGAGCUGCAGGAGGAAGAGGAAUUGCAGAUGGCCCUGGCGUUGAGUCAGAGUGAGGCUGAACACAAAGAAAAGGAAAAGAAGCGGGUCACGAGUGCUAUUAUAUCGAAUUCAACUGCGUUUGCAAAGAUAAACUACUCCCCGCCGCCGUCUCCUGGCCCCAGUCCAUCGAAAAUUCAGGAAGAAGAGGAAGUCGACCCCGAGCUCGCGAAGUAUUUGAAUAGAGAGUAUUGGGAACAGCGACAAAUUGCUCUGGAGGAGCAGACAUCAAGAUUAAACGUGACUAGCCCAUCCGCGCCUAAUAUCGGUAGCCCAAUGCCACAAAAAGUUAUUGCUAUCAAGCAGCAGAACGGGGAGGUAGAUCCGGAAAUGAGAAAUUUCGUUGACAAUUUGAGAUCGCAAGUCGAGAUUUUUGUCAAUCGUAUGAAGAGCGAUUCGUCCAGAGGAAGAUCGAUCGCUAACGACAGCUCGGUUCAAACUUUGUUCAUGAAUAUAACGGCUAUGCAUUCGAGACUAUUACGCUACAUUCAGGAUCAGGAGGACAAGCGGGUGUAUUACGAAGGUUUGCAGGAUAAAUUGACGCAAAUCAAAGACGCCAGAGGUGCCUUGGAUGCGCUGCGCGAAGAGCACCGCUUGGCAUUGCUGCGCGAAAAGCAAGAGGCCGACAGAAAGAAGCAGAUGCAGAUGGCUCAGAAGCUGGAAAUCAUGCGCAAAAAGAAGCAAGAGUAUUUGCAAUAUCAGCGUCAAUUAGCGCUCAGCAAAAUCCAAGAGCAAGAGCGGGAGAUGCAGAUGCGCCAGGAGCAGCAGAAGCAGCAGUACAAAAUGUCAUCAGGGGCGUACCAGGCCAUCACUGGUUUGAUGGGUCCACCAAAUCAAGGAUCUCCGGUCCGACAAGUGCAAUAUUCAAGUCCCGAAGCCAGCUUCAGUCCCAUAGCGGCGAACCAGCCUCAAUCAAUUUACACAUAUCCCGCCCCGGGGACGUAUUCCGUAGGCUACGUUAUGCAGGGUCCACACGCAAGCCAAUUGGUAGACACGUCGGCGAUUCAAGACCUGAAGCCACCUGUGGAUGGUCAGCCCACCUCGAAUCAAGAAAGCCUUGGCCGUGUAACGGUAUCGGGACCCGGAAUUCAAAUGCCGCCGAUGCCGGUCGUCGGAGGUCAACCAUCGCAGCAGCAGCAGCAGCAGCAGCAACAGCAACAACAACAACAGCAGCAACUGCAAGGUCCGUCCAACCCAAAUCACAUUCCAGCAGUCGGUCAACCAGGUAGCCACUCGGGUCACAUUCCCCCGACAGGUCAACCACCACAGCAACAGCAGCAGAUACCACCGCAGCAGCAGCAACAGCAACAACCGCGACAGCUGCCACAGCAACCAGGUACCGGUCAUCCAGGACACAUGGGUCCAGCUCAGGGUAUGAUGCCGGGAGGUCCGACGCACAUGGGAGCACCUCAGACGUCCUCUGGUCACAUGAUGCCACCACAGGGCGUCAAUCCGAGUCCCAUACCUCAAACCGGUGGCGUGCAGAUUCUGCAUAACGGUCACAUGCUCCAGCGGCAGCAGGUAGUCAUUGGUCAGGGCCCCCCGAAUCAGGUAAUGGCUCAGGGCAUGCCGAGGCAAAUGGGAAUGCCCGGCCAGAUGGGACAGCCGCUCGGCGUCAACAUAUCUAUGCCAGGUCCGGGACAGAUGGUCAUGCCCACGAGCAACGGACCCAUGCCUGGGCAGCCUCAGCAGAUGCAAAGCAUGCCCAGGUCUUACGCGCAGCUGAUGCAGCAGCAUCUCCAACAUCAGCAGCAGUCGCAGAUGCCACCGCAACAGCAACCCAUGCAAAUUCCUAAGCAAGAGGAGGAGCGCAAGUCGCCGGAGACUGCUGAACUAAUUUCUUUCGAUUAAUUUUUAGACCAAUAAAUCAUUAUUAUUUUAUUCCUACGUUCUACGGCUCGAAAUUCGCGUGAUUAUUCUGUUACUGUUUGAGACGUUAUCUUUGUAUUCUCUCUCUUUCAUUUCUUUUUUUUUUUUUUUUUAAUUUUGUUGUUGAUGAGAACGACUACUUGUGCGUUACAGAAGUGCUAUCGAAUAUCUCAUGUUUAUAUACUCGCUCUUGUAAAAGCUAUACGAUUAUCGAUAAUCUGUAAAAUAAAAAGAAUUGUAUAAACA